CAGUGCCCCGCGUUCAUUCAAAAACUGCCCCUCAUCCCUCCUUCCACCUCCCUCUCCCUCUCCCUCUCCCUGCUCAUCCUCUGUCUCUCUGUUGUAUAAACUGUUCGGGAAAUUACUCGAUGUGAUGUGAUGGGGGUGUCUUUCAAGGUCGCGAAAGCUGGGACAAGGUAUCGCCCCAGACCGGCUCAGGUUGACGAAAGAGAAGAUAGCUCCAAGGAGCAGCCAACCACACAUGGAGACGCUUAUGAAUCAUUACGUCCUAAGCCUAAGGAUGAUUCUAGAGAAGGUGAUGAUUUUGCUGAAUUUUCAAAUUCAUUGGCUAAAUCUGAGCUUAACCCAGUUUCUCAAGAUCUUGAGGUCUCAUUUUCCCUAAACUUAUUGCCUGAUGGAUUUUCUGUUGGGAGGCCUACUCAGGGUGGGAUCCUGCCAUUGUUCCAAGAUGUAGCAAAGCAGUUGCAUCCUUAUGAUAGGGCAUCUGAGACACUAUUCUCUGCAAUUGAGCAUGGGCAGCUGCCUGGAGACAUUCUUGAUGAUUUACCCUGCAAGUAUGUUAAUGGAGCAAUUUUGUGUGAGGUUCGUGAUUAUCGGAAAUGUAUCCCGAGGCAAAGAGAUUCUGCUAGAGAAAAGCAUCCAGUCAUUCAUAAGGUGCGACUACAGAUGUGUAUGGAAAAUGUUGUCCAAGACAUCUUGUCUAUCUCCAAUGAUACUUGGACCUACAAAGAUUUAUUGGAAGUUGAGUCCCACAUUCUCAAGGCCUUGCAACCACAACUUUGUUUGGAGCCAACACCAUCUCUGGACAGACUUUAUGAAACACAAGCGCCUAAAAGGCUCAAUUUGGGACUUAUGGAUGGCAGGACAAGGAGAAAGCCAAACUGCUUACAAGCAGCUUAUCUUGUGCCUAACAAUAUUUGUAAUGGGAGCAAUAUCAUAAGUACAGAGUUUGAGAAUUUGAACUCUAACCCCAAUCUAGCAGUGCAAGAUUUAAAAGGGUGCUCUCAGCAGAUUAUCCCAUCCGGUUUCCCAAAUGAACAGCAGAAGGGCAUCUUCAGAGAAACUUUAGAACAAGCCAUCCCCAUUGCUUCUGGGGGAAACUAUCAAGUGGCAGUUAAUUUCUCUAGACCAUUUUCUAGAGCCAUGAUGGUCCCCUCAAAUUCUGUCUGCAUACCAGAACAACAUCUAAGUGGCUCCUGUAGCAAUCAGAAAGAUCCCGGGAGGUUACUUUUGACAAAGAGGGUUAGAGGUGAAGGACAACUGGUUCAACAAUCUAAUCUUAAGAGAUCUAAACAAGAGCACCUGAAUUUGGUUCAACAGCAAUUCUCAGGAAAUCACAUGGGAAUCAUUCUUGGAUCUAAUAAUGAAAUUGGAAAAAUAGGUCCAACAAGGUUGAGCAGCCAAAAACAAUGCCAGCGAUCAACUAGUGGCAGUACACAAACAAUUCAGGAAGGGAUCCCAAAGCUGCAGGCAAAGAUGCCCUCUUAUAUUGACCAAAGAGAAGUACAGUAUAGUGUAAAUGAAGAGCCAGCUGAAACCAGUAAGUUUUAUAAGACAGAGUUGGGGAAAAUCAUAGAUGAACAACAUGUAACUGAUGGCGGAAAAGAUCAGUCUAAUCAUCAGAAAACACAAAUGCACCAGUUGUCAAAUUUUAUGAGAGCUAAUAUUCCUACCUCAAUGCAACAGAAUCAUAUGGGACAGCAUAUUGACAAAGAUCCAAGUAGGGAGGAUGUUACUCAGAAAAAGAGGUCACUGCAGAGUCCUCAAGUUUCUGCCGAGGGAGUGGUCCAUUCCCCGGGGCCUUCCAGAUCAGGAGAAUUUUCUAGCAUCUCUAUGGGAGUCCCAUGCAGUACGUCUGCAACAAAUGCCAAUGUUGGAUUGCACAAGGACAAAGCUACAUCCAUUUCCAGUACAUGUGUUGGACCUGCAUCCUUGAACUUUGGUCACAGCGAUUUUUUGCUAAGAGAUGACCAAUCAUUGCUACUUACAAAGCGGAAAUCCAACUCCCUUCCUAAAACUCAAAAUAUGGGUGGAAUAGGAUCUCCUGCAAGUGUCGGUGCUACAAAUGCUUUCAAUGCUAACAGCCCUUCAGUUGGGACAUUCCAUGCUGCUUUGCCUUCAGGAACUUUAGGUGAUCCUGUCCUUGAGAGGUUUUUAAAAAUUGAUAUGUUGGUCCAGAGGUAUCACCUAAACCAUAAGAAGAAAAAAUUUGAUCAAUUUCUUGAAAGGAGACUGCCUUUCCAUAUUUCUCAGGUGCUUGUAGAGGAGCUCUCCAAGUUUGGGGUUACCACGAAUUUGAUAGAUACAGGUGCAGGAAAGAUCUCUAUGUCUAAUUGCUUCCAAGGCUGUAGUAAGACCAGAAUUAUGAGAUUUGUUCAUCCGGGACAAACCUAUCAGGGAAAUGGUAUUUCUGUGGUUUUGCAUGAGUCUUGGAAUAAACUGCAGAUGUCAGAGAAAUCUGAGGAUAGAAUAGUGGAAGCAUGUGUCACUUACGGAGAUGAAGAAGAUAGCAAUUCCAUUUCAUUUCCUCAAUAUUAUGGAUUCACUUUGCCUAAUAAUCAUUCAGCAGAUCUUUUUGCCUUUCAGUUCAGUUCACUGAUGAGGCGUGAAGGAUAUCAGCUUAUGGAUGAUAAAAUAGAACCAAAUUCAAUCAACACGUCCAGUAGUCAACAAUCAAUAGUUGUUACAAGUGCUACUCCAGUAGAUGGAACAGAUGAAAGACCUUCCCUAGCUCCUAUUUCGUGUCAAUCUCCUUGUCUAAUUAUUCCCAUGAGCAGCGAUAUGCCCACUCUAAACACUCUACAGAUGACACCUCAGAAUAUUUUAGCUGGAGGCAGUCUGCUGCCAGCUGGCAACAGCUCUGCAACAUUGCAACACUCAGCUGGUUACUUGUCUAAGCUCCAACAACUGGAUACCACUGCAUAUAUGACGACAAUGAGUCAGCAGCAGCAGCAGCCAUGGAUUCGGAGGUCCUCCCCACUUAUUGGUAGAAAUUCAAAUCCAUCGAGGAAUACAAAUCUUCCAAUGGCUGAUCAGAUGAUAAACAGUCCUGCCAAUUUACAGCUUCAUUUACGACUACGACAGAGACAGCAAUACCAACAACAGUCAAUCAUGCAGAAGAAGAUGAUGGGAGGGCUGGGGGCAACCACUGGCAUGGUGAAUCCGGGUAUGAUAAGACUAGGCGGUUUUACACCAGGAAUUGGGAACCUGGCUGGUCUUGGCUCCAUGACCAAUGUUAUGGGCAUGGCUGGGGCCAUAUCAGCACCAUUUGGAGCUAACGUCCCUAUGUUAGGCAACAAUAGUCGUGGAAACCGUGCCUCAAGUUUCAGCAACAAAAACCAGCAACUUCUUUUCAGUGGGAUAUCUCAUCCUCCGGUUUCAGUUUUGACAAAGCUUGCACAAGGCCAGGAAAGAACAAUUCUUAGUGGAAUGUCUAUCCAAGGAAAUUCAUUUGAUGGUGUUGAUGAAAUGAUAAGGGCAAGCAUGAUGAAUGGUGGAUCUAUACAUGCAACUAGCAAAAGUGCCAUGUCUCAUUUGCAACAUGCUGGGAUGGUUCAGAUGCACACUCCAAGGUUUAUUAGCACAACCUUUAAUAUGAACAACCAGGAGUCACGACAGCAGAUGCAGCAGCAAGUACAACCAUUGCUAUGGCAACAAGAACAACUGCAAGAAAUGGGCUCAGUACCACAACCAAGACAAACGACCAUCUUGGUGGCAGAGCAAGUCGGCUCCCCUCUGACUCAUGCUAGCCCACAACAGAUAAGUCAACAGACACAAAUGAGCCCACAGCAACUGAGCUCAGGACCAACUCCGCGGCAGGUCAGAAUCGAAAACAUUGUGGUGGGCCCUGGAAGUCCUCAGCUGAGUUCACAGACUCAUGGAUCUGUGGGCAGCAUCACAAGCUCACCCAUGGAGUUGCAAGGUGCAACUACAAUUCACAACGGUGCACCCAACACUGGUGCAAUGGGAGGAGAAUGAAAGUUCUUUUUCUUUAUGUACAUAAAGAAGAUCAUGAAAAUGUAAAGUCAUAUCAUUUUCCUUACUCCUGGCUUAUCAUUUUAAAUAGUUUCUAUUUGUUUUACCGGUGUGCUUGUGCAGUGGUGUGAUGGAAAGACAGGCACCAUGACAUUACUCCUCUAGUAUGGAACUUGUGAGUCAUUCUCCAAAUUACAAUGGCAGCUAGGUGUCAACACAUUUGUAAUUACAAUGGCAGUUAGGUGUCCACCGUACCCAUACGUAUCCAAAGCUAUUAUGUUGUCUCUUAAAAUUGAUUUUCUGAUACUAUGUGCAUCUCUGAUACUCAAGUCUAACUUAUAUUAUUCAGUUGAAAGUUCUGACUAUUUAUAGUUU
This is a messenger RNA of Nelumbo nucifera (sacred lotus), 4341 nucleotides long. Its product is annotated as protein PHYTOCHROME-DEPENDENT LATE-FLOWERING-like. Gene Ontology annotation, cellular component: SAGA complex. The record is from RefSeq and is a predicted model, not a curated record. Gene Ontology annotation, molecular function: transcription coregulator activity. Gene Ontology annotation, biological process: regulation of transcription by RNA polymerase II. Lineage: Eukaryota; Viridiplantae; Streptophyta; Magnoliopsida; Proteales; Nelumbonaceae.